AUGGCUUAUUGGUCCGCAGAAAAUGCCACAAAAGCCUUUCUCAGCACUUUGAAAAUGGAUCAAAAGGCAAAAGAACCAUCGGUUGCUGAAUAUAUAUCAGCUUUAGCAGCUGGAAACAAUGCACAACUAAUGGUAGUAGCUUGUGCUGCUGCAGCUGAUUUAACAACAUUUGCACUAAUUGCUGCUGCUAAUCAAACUAAUGGCAAUGUCAUAUGCAUUGUACCUAACAAUCAAGAUCUACUUGCAUCCAAGAAUUUCAUAGGAGAAGAUUCAAAUAAAGUGAAGUUCAUGAUUGGCAAAGAAGCACAAGAAAUAGAUGUACUAAACAAAGCUGAUUUUGUGGUAAUUGAUUGUAAUCUUGUGAACCAUGAAGAGAUUGUGAAACUAGUACAAAUUGGUGGUGGUAAUAAGCAAAAUGGUGUAGUUGUUGUUGGUUACAAUGCUUUUGGUUGUAAAGGGUCAUGGAGAUCAUGUGGAUCCAAAACUCAAUUGCUUCCUAUUGGAGAAGGGUUGUUGGUUACAAGAUUUGGAUCUGAAAUGUGUAAGAGUGGUCGAAGUCGGUGGAUUGUGAAAGUAGAUAAAUGUACAGGUGAAGAACAUGUUUAUAGAAUUAGAAUUCCACAAGGAAAAGUUAUUUAA
Molecule: messenger RNA, 639 nt
Organism: Vicia faba (fava bean)
Lineage: Eukaryota; Viridiplantae; Streptophyta; Magnoliopsida; Fabales; Fabaceae
Source: the annotation of a GenBank genome assembly